CCCUGCCCCUCCCUCAGGCCCUGCCGCCGCCAUCAUUGUUAGGGGCAGCCGGGCCUGGUGUCUGGAGAUGCCGAAGUCGUGCGCGGCCCGGCAGUGCUGCAACCGCUACAGCAAUCGCAGGAAGCAGCUCACCUUCCACCGGUUCCCGUUCAGCCGCCCGGAGCUGCUGAAGGAAUGGGUGCUGAACAUCGGCCGGGGCGACUUCGAGCCCAAGCAGCACACGGUCAUCUGCUCCGAGCACUUCCGGCCCGAGUGCUUCAGCGCCUUUGGGAAUCGCAAGAACCUGAAGCACAACGCGGUGCCCACGGUGUUCGCCUUCCAGGGCCCCCCACAGCUGGUGAGGGAGAACACAGACCCUGCCGGCCCGAGUGGAGAUGCUGCCUCUGAGAAGGGAAAGGUCCUCCCUGAGACGGGGGCCGGGGAGGGUGGCCCAGGGAGGAAGGUGGACACGACGCUCGAAGCGCCGCAGCUGCCCCCGGACGCUGGAGGCCCCGGAGCACAGGUGAGGCCGGGCCAGGUGCGAAGGCAACUCGUGGCUGGUCUCAGCUCGAGGGGAUUUGCUUCAAACAGAAGGAAGAAAACGUGCCAGAACCAGAGCACCACGACGUGUAGCCUGGGUUCAGACCUCACCUGUGAACUUAGCUGCGACUGGGCAGCUCUGGGCUUCGGGAGGGCUUGGGGAAGUGCGUCCUGGCGCCCUGGCCGCUGCUUGUCUCUCACUGACCUCUGUCCUCAGGUCCCGCCACACAGACCGGAAGCCACUGGGGUCCCUGGUCAGCCGGCCGGCCCCACGCAGCCGUCCGAUCACAGCUAUGCCCUUUUGGACUUAGACGCUCUGAAAAAAAAACUCUUCCUGACGCUAAAGGAAAAUGAAAAGCUCCGCAGGCGCCUGAAGGCGCAGAGGCUGGUGAUGAGGAAGAUGUCCGGUCGCCUGCGUGCCUGCGGCGUGGGGCAGCCGGGACUCCAGGCCAGGCUGUGGCCGGGGCAGCAGAGCUGAGCCCGCGGCUGCGCCUUCUCCGCCGAGCCGCCGGGAGGAGGGGCCGUGGUCUCAGGGCUCGGGCUCGGGCCGUGGGCGGACCUUUCAGUCCUGCCCUGACAUUCGGCCGGCGCCAC
Molecule: messenger RNA, 1113 nt
Organism: Kogia breviceps (pygmy sperm whale)
Lineage: Eukaryota; Metazoa; Chordata; Mammalia; Artiodactyla; Physeteridae
Gene: THAP3
Product: THAP domain containing 3
Source: RefSeq, a predicted model, not a curated record